ACUACCGUGGUGAGAAUAAAGUGAGCAGUGCCCUUGCGUCCAGUCACAGCGCGGCGGUACCGGCGAACACCACCGCUUCUCCAACAGGACACCGGAGGUCAAGUGCUCCACCGGAAGUGCGCGUUAUGUCCGUAAGUGUUUGACGUACCCAGCAUGUGGAGCCACUUUCUCCUUGGAUGACCUUACGCUCCGCGGGGGGGGGGCAGAACACCUUACCGAGUGCGUGCUCUCACAUCCGGGCAACAAGUCCACUCUCGUGCCGCGUGACGUCACCACCGCGGUGGCGAAGUUUCGAGCGGACAUCUCUUUCCUUUCCCGAAGCGGCACACUUUCCACGCUGGUGUCGUCACAUGAUGUACACCAUCACCAGAGGGCCCAGCAAACUUGUUACACAACGGAGGACGACAGGUCCCACGCAACAAAUCGACAGCAAAUUAGCCGAGUCGAAGCACAAGCCGACGACGUGGCUCACUUCAAAUGCUCCAACCCCAAAGAUCGUGUUCAACCGCCUCAAUGGGAAGCGUUACCACGGUGCGUCCACACAGAAGGUCGACAGCCCGGCAGAGGGGUUCACACCCGCGCACGAGGAGAACGUCAAAUUUGUAUAUGAAGCAUGGCGAGAGGUGCAGCAGGAGUUGGGCGAUGAAGACGUCAAGGACUCGACGGGCAGCCAAGGACCCGUUCAGUACACCGAGAAGAUUCCCAAUUCUGCCAUAAAGAACUUUGUCCCUAUGGACUUGGAGGAGUGGUGGGCUCAGCGCUUCCUUGCAAACAUUGCAGGCCUGUCAUGACUGCUUUGAGAAGCAAAGUGUUGACGCUCCACCAGCCGAGGAACCACAAGGCUCAGGAAGAGAGGCAGGUCAUGGAUCCAGGAAGCUUGGUGUGAAGACUUUUACGCCUUUUGGAACUUGACCUGAUGCCUGGAGCGUUACUACGCUGCUUCAGGCAAUACUGAGCGCACAAAAACGGCCCAGAUGAUAUUUUGCUGCACAAUGCUCCUCUCUACUUGAAGGAAACAGUUGAUUGAAAUUGUUUGAGAGCUUCCCUCCUUCUUCAAGUGUUCUGCUGUACCUACUCUGGCUCAUCCUUUGGACCGGAAUCUACUGAAGAACAAUAAUAAAAUGUUUUUUCAGAACUCUGUUCAUACUUUUGAA
Entelurus aequoreus (snake pipefish) is the source of this 1154-nucleotide messenger RNA. RefSeq names its product MAPK regulated corepressor interacting protein 2-like. The record is from RefSeq and is a predicted model, not a curated record. Bases 177 to 791 code for a protein of 204 amino acids. NCBI's taxonomy places the organism in Eukaryota, Metazoa, Chordata, Actinopteri, Syngnathiformes, Syngnathidae. The transcript is spliced from 5 exons.